GUGGUUUUUGUUUUUAAUUUUUCAGCAUUGUACUUUAGGCCAUUAAAGUUAUACAUGAUGUGUUAAAAUAAAAAGUAGAUCUAUGUGUAAAUCCUUUUUCGAUUGCUUUGAACAAUGAAACAGAAAUGAGAAACAGAAUUAUAACAGUAACGUUGUGUUGUUGUUUGUGGGUGUUGUCAAUUCAAGGUGUAAAAUGGUUUGGACCAAAUUCCCAAUACAUGUGUCACUGUGAGGGUGACCAGUGUGACGUCAGUGGUCAAUGUGUCAACGGAUCCAAGUGUGCUCGUGGCUGGUUUGGUAUCAAGUGUCAGUAUGUUGACUUGGCCUCAGGUUUAUCUGACGUACUCACAGACGGCGAUGACAGCACGUGCACGUCAGACACGGACAUUGCCAUCGUGGACUUGCGGGAAAAGUUCCCGUUUACCUGGCUCAGACUGGUCGUCAUUGACCCAGAAGCAUCAAAACAGCUGAAAGUUUCUUUUCAUGACUAUCAAAAUCAUGGGACGCCGUCUGUGAUACAGUGUAGCGGCAUGAAAUUAUCCUACAUCAACAAUAAAACACUUGACAUUCGCUGUGACCUGUCUGUCACGGUAAACCAAGUCAUCGUGUCUGGGAGUGGUGUUAAGUCACUCUGUUCUAUUUACAUCAGUGGUGGUCGAAAUGUAGCUCUGCAUCAAGCUACAACACAAUCAAGUACUUACGUGGUAGGUUCAAGUUACGGCGUAGACGGCAUCUACAGCAUGCCUUGUACACACACAGUGCAUACAACGGAUCUGACGCCUAGCUGGAAUGUAACGUUGUCGCCACCUCAAGAUGUUAACCGGUACAGGAUCUACAACAGAUAUGAAUCCUCUACUCUGACAGCUAGUGGAAUAUGUUGCCCAGAAAGGCUACAGAAAUUUAAGCUCCAGUCCUACUCGUCCAGUGGACGGACUUUGUUUACUUACCAAGAACCAGGAACUAUUGAGAUUAUUUACAACAUCAGCACAGCUACACUGCAAGAGGGUGUCUCUAAAGUGCAGAUUAGUACAACAAUUAGAACUCUAAACUUUGGACCUAUUCUGACUUUGUGUGAAGUUGAAAUAUAUGGCGAAUGUCCUGUUGGGACAUGGGGACUAGCAUGUGAGAACAACUGUAGCAGAAACUGCUACGAGACAUCUUGUCACAGAGAAACUGGUGAAUGUGACAACGGCUGUCAGGGAUUCGAGGAUCCACCGGAGUGUACAAAUGCCUGUAGUGACGGAAAUCACGGACACAAUUGUCAAGAGAUGUGUCCAGCGCGGUGUCAAGAGGUCAAAUGUCAAACUGACACAGGCUACUGCUACAGCUGCAAGCCUGGAUAUCGUGGUGACAGAUGCGAACAGAAAUGCACCAACGGCUACUGGGGCGUCGACUGCAACCAGAAAUGCAGCAGCCAUUGUGCUGGCACAACGUGUAAUGGACAGUCCAGUCACUGUGAUCAUGGAUGUCAGGCGGGGUACCAGCUGCUCAACUGUACUCAAGUUUGUGAGAAAGGACACCACGGCAUCAACUGCACACAGACCUGCUCACCAUUUUGUCUAGACCGUGACUGUGAUCCCGUCACGGGUGACUGCAUCCGUUGUAAACCUGGCUUUCAAGGUCAUACUUGCCAUGAAGCGUGUGGACCCACUUACUACGGCAUGGGCUGUACACAGAGGUGCCCUGACCACUGCGCCGAACAGCUGUGUUACCCUGAGAACGGACAUUGUAUCGUGUGUGAGGACGGAUGGACCGGUGACCAAUGCCAGUUCAGUACAUCCAACGGUUUAGAUGUCGUCAUUGGUUAACCUGUACGUGUAUAUCUACAAAUACAAUAAAAUAGAACU
Physella acuta is the source of this 1847-nucleotide messenger RNA. RefSeq lists its product as uncharacterized. Gene Ontology annotation, molecular function: scavenger receptor activity. The record is from RefSeq and is a predicted model, not a curated record. Lineage: Eukaryota; Metazoa; Mollusca; Gastropoda; Physidae.